AAUGUCUCCUCCUCCAGACAGCACACUGUGAGAAGACCUGUACACACUCCACACCUUCGGCUCUAAGAACAAGCUCAACAUAGUAUAGACAGCAGCUUUUGGCAGGAUGAAGGCUGUGAUUGGGGUGUUUGUACCUGUUCUGCUUCCAUUGGUCUAUGCUCAGACAUUUCAUUGGGGCCCCUGCCCAACACCAAUGGUCCAACCAAACUUUGAGCUAAAUAAGUAUCUUGGAAAGUGGUAUGAGAUCGAAAAGCUCCCGGCAUCUUUUGAGAGGGGCAAGUGCAUUGAGGCAAACUACGUGGUGAGACCUGACAAAACCAUCCAAGUUCUCAACAUUCAGACGUACAAAGGAAAAGUUAGAACUGCAGAGGGUACAGCAGUUGGCCAGGACAUAAGGGAACCAGCAAAGCUUGGAGUCAGUUUCUCCUACUUCACACCCUAUGCCCCAUACUGGGUGCUGUCUACUGACUACAACAGCGUGGCCCUUCUUUAUUCUUGCACUGAUGUUCUCAGACUGUUCCAUGUUGACUAUGCCUGGAUUCUGGCACGCAUGCGCAUCCUGCCUGCAGAGACCGUCUACCAUGCCAAAGAGAUCUUCUCACGAGACAAUAUCGAUGUGAGCAGAAUGGUACCCACAGAUCAGCAAGGAUGUGAUGGUCCCAUUUGAACAAUGAAAACUGAAUUGUAUUAUUUUGGUUAAAGUUACGUUCCUUUGGUCAAUAUUUACAUGCAGUAUGUCUUUUAAUGGUAAGAUUUAUAUAAAACAUUUAUGACCAAAAACUGUUGCCUACAUGUUGCCAAAACAGCCAUCUGAAACUAGCUGACGCGUAUAACGUGAGAUUACAUAAUUUUUUCCCCCCCUUGUGCUCUUGUGAAAAUAAAGCAAGUCUCUCUUGUGCAGUUUUUUCUGUAUCAUGUUUCUCUGUAAUUUAUGAAUAAUGAUUGUAUGGAGUCACAUGUCCUGUGCAAGUUGAUUUGUGCAUUAGCACAAAAAUGAUAGCUAUAUCUAAAAUAUAAA
Messenger RNA from Xyrauchen texanus (razorback sucker), 1018 nucleotides. Its product is annotated as apolipoprotein D-like. Gene Ontology annotation, biological process: lipid transport; brain development; tissue regeneration. The transcript has 5 exons. Gene Ontology annotation, molecular function: lipid binding. NCBI's taxonomy places the organism in Eukaryota, Metazoa, Chordata, Actinopteri, Cypriniformes, Catostomidae. The coding region runs from base 107 to 667 and encodes 186 amino acids. The record is from RefSeq and is a predicted model, not a curated record.